This is a messenger RNA of Paramacrobiotus metropolitanus, 1860 nucleotides long. RefSeq lists its product as uncharacterized. The transcript is spliced from 10 exons. Gene Ontology annotation, biological process: proteolysis. The record is from RefSeq and is a predicted model, not a curated record. NCBI's taxonomy places the organism in Eukaryota, Metazoa, Tardigrada, Eutardigrada, Parachela, Macrobiotidae. Gene Ontology annotation, cellular component: extracellular region. Bases 90 to 1631 code for a protein of 513 amino acids. Gene Ontology annotation, molecular function: metalloendopeptidase activity.
CUUAGCAUAUAAAACACCGUACAGACGUUUAUGAUUUGUACAGUGGGUAGUGUGGGUAGCUAUUUGCUUUUAGUUCUCUAUCUACGAAAAUGGUCGUACCGGGGUAUUUAUUAAUUUUGCUACUGGCAGCCGGUGCCUGCUACGGAACUGUCAACGUGGAUACUCGCUUCUCACGAUGGAAUAAGAAUCGUAUCCCAUACUGCAUCGAUUCCAUACUCACAUCAGCGGAACGGACGGCUGUAAAUACCGCCGUAACGUCGUUAUUAAACUCGCUCCCUAACUGUAUAAACCUAGCGCUAGUGGACUGCUCCUCGACGGAGUACCAUCUCAAGUUCACCGUUACCACUGCGCAGUCGUAUUCCUCCAGUUUUCCUGGCCGAGUUCUGCAAACUAACCUACUGACCACCACCAAUCUCAACGAGCAGAUCAUCAGUGUAGCUCGCGAUGCCGCACAAUGCAGCAGUAAUCCAAUGUGCGUCCUGAAAUACUUGGUCAUCGCAAUGGGCAAGCGCAAUGAACAUCAACGUGGAGAUCGUGGAAAUUUUAUUACUGUUGCUGCUGAUAAUUUGCUUGCCGUUGCGGCUGCCUAUCGAUUGUACGGCGGAGCAGAAGCCUACUGGGAUAUGUUCCCUUAUGACUACUGCAGUAUUACGCACAAUCAACCAAGCGAAUUCCCAAGGACCAACGGACAACCAGCGUUUACCAUCAAAGCACCAUUUACCUGCAUUCCCAGACAGAGCACUAUCAGCCAAACCGACUGCAAACUGCUGAGCUUAAUGUAUCAGUGCUCCGCCACAUGUGCUAUCGUUCCCUGUACGUCAUCGCUGUGUACCGGAAGUGGAACAGGUACAGGAACUGGCACAGGCACCGGAACAGGGACUGGAACUGGGACUGGGACAGGGACGGGAACGGGAACGGGUACUGGAACAGGAACGGGAACAGGAACGGGAACGGGAACGGGAACGGGCACUGGAACGGGAACUGGAACCGGCACAAAAACCUGCGCUGCCGCUACCAGCCCCACCUACAACGGCCCCACGACCUGCACGGCCAGCCCAUCCGAUCUGGGCUAUCCCAUCACCGCGUCGCAAGUGUCGGCUGCCGACAUCACCAGCAUUGUGGACUGGCAUAACGGUUACCGUCGCGGUGUCGAUGCCAAGAAUAUGCGGAAGCUGACAUGGAAUCCCUGUCUGGCCAGUAGCGCCCAAGCAUGGGCCAAUCAGUGCACCAAUCCCAGCGUUACUCCUCAUGACGCCAAUACGGCCCGCAAAGCGCCAGGUUUUCCGAACGGAUGUGGUCAAAAUAGGUUCGAUGGCACCAGCGGUUUUUUCACAUGGAAAUCAGCGGUUGAUGCCUGGUAUAAUGAAGUGAAAGAUUUCACCUACUGUAGCACCGCCAAUGUGUUUUCCAAGGUUGGCCAUUAUACGCAGCUAAUGUGGGCAGAAACCUCCCUAAUUGGAUGCGGUAAAGCUACUUGCAGCGGAAGUGACGUCUACGUUUGCAAUUACUGCACACCGGGAAAUGUUUUGCCCAACCAGAACUGUCCGUACAGCCUAGGCGCAUCGGGAACCAAGUGCACAGAAUGUUCAACAGGAAACGGAUGUCUUGCCGGCGACUGUUUAUGUGCAUAAUGAUAUUAGUUGUAUGUGCUCGAUUUUCUACUCUUACUUAAAACUAAAAACAAGAAAGCGCCGCACCAAAGUUGCCCCAUAUAAAAACCAAAUAAGUCGCAGCGAUUCAGUCGAAGCUAUGUUAAUGUUCAUGUUAGCUGUUUCCACCCGUUAACGUUUAACGAACUUGGUCCAGCAAACCGCAAAAUCCCCAUCAAAAACGCUUUCGGCAUUGCGGAAUUUGCAAAGU